This is a messenger RNA of Symbiodinium natans, 1674 nucleotides long. NCBI's taxonomy places the organism in Eukaryota, Dinophyceae, Suessiales, Symbiodiniaceae. The record is from the annotation of a GenBank genome assembly.
AUGGAUGGCCGGCUGCUGGAUGAGGAAUCUCCACAGGUGAAGCUUCCAUUGAAGCACCUGCAGGCACUGGCCAAGAGAGGCGCCCAGUUUGCCAACACCUACACCUCUUCGCCGCUUUGUGUGCCCGCACGUGCAUCCAUGCUCACUGGCAGAUCUGUAUCACAAAUCCGAGUGUGGGAUAACUUCAUGGGCAUCGCUCGGGUAAAUGGCUCCCGCACACACGUCGACCAGCGCUGCGUCGAAGCCUUCUCCUUGGAGGAGUGUCGGGCGGUCGCGGCGAAGCAGAACACUAGCGGCACGUUCAUAGAUGUCCUGGCAGACCACGGCUACAACAUCACGAUGUGGGGCAAGGUCCAUGCAGGUGCUGGGCUUGACAGGCUUGGGAAGCACGACGUCGACCCCUUCAAGGGUGUAGGCAAAGUCGGCCAAGCGGCGCGCGCUUGGUCGCGGGCUACAGGCGUGGUGCGAAAAGACCAGAAUCCCACGACAUGGCUUCACCGUCCGACUGACCUCAGGGCGCCAGCACCAGGCCACUAUGACUACAUCACCGCCGAGAACUGCGCUAGCCUGCUGCAAGCCGGGCUUUUCCACUCCUCCACACCACAGUUUCUGUACUGCUCCUUCACCAUUCCGCACCCACCAUAUCAAACUAACUCCACUUACUUCUUCGCCGUGCCGCCGCUGGGCGACUUGGCCGUGCCCAAGUAUGUCAGUGAGCAAGAGAUGCACCCUGCAGACGUCUACGCUGCCAAGGCGAAGGGCACCUUUGACCUGGAUCAAGUCCGACCGGCGCUCAUCGAAAACUUUCGCCGCAUCUACUUUGCAAUGUGCGUGGAGACGGAUAAACUCCUCGGCCAGAUCCUGUCUGCCCUGCGGCACAGUGGAAGCGACCAGAACGCUUAUGUGGUGAUGCUUUCAGAUCAUGGUGAUCACGCGCUGGAGAACCGACAGUGGCAGAAAAGCUCCAUGUUGGAGGGAUCUGUGCGGGUUCCGCUCAUGAUCUCGGGCCCCGGGGUGCGGCCGAGGAGAAUCCACCAGGUGGCUUCACUUCAUGACAUCUACCCGACGGUACUGGACAUGGCUGGCAUUCCGCCCCGGGAGCCUCACCUGCUUGGCGAGUCGCUGCUUCCGGCGGCGCAGGGCCAUGGCCGGAACAAGUUUCACGUAGUCGCGGAGUACCAUGACUCGUACUCCAGGACCGGGACCUACAUGGUUCGGCAAGGCGACCUCAAGUACAUCCACCAUGCUCCGCUGCUCAGUGGCGAGCAGUGGCCGCCACAGCUGUUCAAUCUGUCCGUGGAUCCCUGGGAGCGUCAGGACAUCGCGAAAGAUCACCCGAAAGUUGCGCAGCACCUCUUGGCGAUCUUGCGAAGUGAGAUCGACAUUGAUGCUGCCGAUGCGGCAAAGAAAGCCUACGACAAGGAGAUGUUCUUGAAGCAUGUCUACUCCAAGAAGUCCGGCGCCGCAGGCUGCUUCGCUGCCAUGGAUUUGGCACACCCGGGUUUCGAUGCCAACGAUGCGGUCACCAUCGAGCAGUGGCUGGGAAAGCGCUGCUGCCAAGUCAAAGGAGGUCGGCGGCAACGAGGCAAGUGGGGCGCAACUGCGCAACUCGAAGUAUAUUUCGGUAACAUUGCAAAUCCCCAAAAGCGAUAUUCGGAAAACUAUGGCUUGUAG